UAUAUAUAUAUAAAUUAAACCCAACGCUAGCUUUACGCGGCGAGUAAAACAAAUUUCACCCCAAGAACGAUGGCGUUUGUUAUACGGCUUCUCAGUCGCACUUGCUCCACAUCUACCCAAUUAACCACUGGUACCGCCGCCAGAGCAUCAUCCGUUGAGGUCUUGUACAAAGAGCGCAACCUCAAACGCCUGGUCGAGAAGUUCAAAAAAUUCUCCGAAAAUGACCGUUUCCGAACUAAAACCGGCAUUUAUGAAGAGACAAUUCGCCGCCUUGCCAUUGCCAAACGCUUCAAUUGGAUCGAGGAGAUCCUUGAGGACCAAAAGAAAUACAAGGACAUACACAAAGAAGGUUAUAAUGCCCGUUUGAUUAGGCUUUAUGGGAAAUCAAAUAUGUUCGACAAUUCCCGUAAAGUAUUUGAUGAAAUGCCAGACAGAAAUUGCAAAAGGACUGUAGUUUCCUUUAAUGCUCUUCUGGCAGCAUGUGUUACUUCGAAGAAAUUUGACGAGGUCGAUGGGUUGUUCAGGAAAUUGCCAAAAGAAUUGGAGAUUAAGCCAGAUACAGUCUCAUAUAAUACAGUUAUUAAGGGAUAUUGUGAAAUGGGUGCAUUAGAUAAAGCCAUAUCUUUGCUUGUUGAGAUGGAAAUGAAAGGAAAUCCGCCUGAUUUGAUCACUUUUAAUACUCUUUUAAAUGGGUUCUAUUCAAAUGGGCUGUUUGUUGAUGGGGAGAGAAUUUGGAGUCAAAUGGUACAAAAGAGUAUUGUUCCUGAUAUAAGAAGUUAUAAUGCAAAAUUACUUGGUUUGGCAUUGGUUAAAAGAACCAAAGAUGCUGUUUUGUUGCUACAAGAAAUGAAAAGUAAGGGAAUUAAACCUGAUGUUAUUAGUUUCAACGCUUUGAUUAAAGGGUUUGUUAAAGAGGAAAACUUGGAAGAAGCCAAGUACUGGUAUUGUGAAACAAGGAAUAGUGGUGGUGAUUGUGGGCCAGAUAAAUUCACUUUUACAACCUUGAUUCCUUUUGUAUGUGAAAAGGGUGAUUUAAGGUUUGCUUUUGAGCUUUCGAAAGAUGUUAUCAGUAGGAAGUGUCUUGUUGACAUGGCAUUGUUAAAAUGUGUGGUUGAGGGAUUGGUUAAGGAGUCAAAGAUUCAGGACGCUAAUGAACUUGUGAAGCUUGGGAUGAAUAAUGGGUACUGCCGUUAUCAGCUGUAGCUGCCUUUAGAAGAGUAGUAAUGAAUGGCUUCUUGGGUAAAAUGACACAGAGAAAUGGACUUUUAUAGAGUCGCAAAUGUUGAAUUGCAACCGUUAGUUUCCUGAUAAGAUAUGUUAUUCUUUUCAUACAUCCUCUUCGUAUGGCUAUAAACCUUUUCUAAAUUCCAUGUAUUUGUUGAAAAUGGAAUUGCGAAGCCACAAAGCUUGACAAAUAAAUUGUUAGAACUCUUUGUUUUUUGGGUCACCUGGAGGAACCAUGUGUGCCUCAAUUAUUGUUACACAGCGGUAGUGGCGUCAAUUAUCAGAAUUUGUUCCCAGUCAUAUAGUAAUGAAAAUUAGACCACCCCAAAUUGUACCA
Molecule: messenger RNA, 1561 nt
Organism: Ricinus communis (castor bean)
Lineage: Eukaryota; Viridiplantae; Streptophyta; Magnoliopsida; Malpighiales; Euphorbiaceae
Product: pentatricopeptide repeat-containing protein At3g13160, mitochondrial
Exons: 1
Coding region: 70-1203 (377 amino acids)
Cellular component (GO): chloroplast
Molecular function (GO): protein binding
Source: RefSeq, a predicted model, not a curated record